Molecule: messenger RNA, 897 nt
Organism: Hirsutella rhossiliensis
Lineage: Eukaryota; Fungi; Ascomycota; Sordariomycetes; Hypocreales; Ophiocordycipitaceae
Product: DNA polymerase II large subunit-like protein
Exons: 4
Coding region: 1-897 (298 amino acids)
Source: RefSeq, a predicted model, not a curated record
AUGAUGGACCUUGACGAUUCGGAUUUUUAUGGCGAAGAGGACCUGAAGCAACAUCUUGAUCAUCGGGUUGACGACUUCAACGUCGACCAGUGGGCUCGUGCCCAGAGCAUCAACCCCGGACAUCCGCAGCCGCAGACAAACUUCGCCGAACACGCUGCCCGCCUUCACAAUCCGUAUGCCGGCGUGUCCUACGCAUGGCAGUUGACUGAGACGGUCGACGACUUCUUGGCCCGGCUGCCUCCGGCCACGACCGUCCAGGGCGAAACCCUUCCCUGGAUAUUUAUCUGCAACCCGUACAUACCACGGCUCCAGAGGCGCCACAGCGAUGGCGGCUGCCUCAAGGCAAACGAGGACGAGGCUCCGGUCGAGGAGAACAGUCAGCUACAGAUGGUAGUCCAAGGCGGCAUGGAGAGGCUCGAGCUCGUGUCGAACUUGCGAGAAAGGAUGGAGCAGGUAGGCAAAAGCCAGACGGUCAUCAGAAAGGAGAUGAUCAAGGAGGCGAAGCAAGCUACACUGGAUAUUUUGAACCUGGCCCACGCAGCAAAGGUUGGCACGGGCAAGUGGCUGUUGUUUUGCCAGCCUGCAGACGUCAACGAGAUCUGGGAGCUGGUGGCAAAGGCUACUGCCAACAACGAGCUCGGCAUUGCCGCCAAAGUCGCCCCGCGCUCGCCGGACCAGGACCAGAGAAAAGACCGCCUCGUCUGCGUCUACACGGCCGACUUCCACGACAAGGCCGACGUUGGCCGCGUUCUGCAGAGACUGAGGGAGCUGAGGCUGGUGGAGUCCAGGGCUCGGCCCAUCUACUACAAGCCAGAUAUUUUCACGUACAUUGGCAUUUCCCAGGGAAAUCCCUGGGGCCUCAGCGCCUCCAUCUAUACUUCCCGAGAUGUCUUUUGA